This is a messenger RNA of Pelobates fuscus (common spadefoot toad), 1454 nucleotides long. It is a transcript of the gene STING1, whose product is annotated as stimulator of interferon response cGAMP interactor 1. NCBI's taxonomy places the organism in Eukaryota, Metazoa, Chordata, Amphibia, Anura, Pelobatidae. The transcript is spliced from 8 exons. The record is from RefSeq and is a predicted model, not a curated record. Gene Ontology annotation, biological process: innate immune response; activation of innate immune response; autophagosome assembly. Gene Ontology annotation, cellular component: autophagosome; endoplasmic reticulum membrane. Gene Ontology annotation, molecular function: cyclic-di-GMP binding; 2',3'-cyclic GMP-AMP binding. Bases 179 to 1264 code for a protein of 361 amino acids.
GAAAUAGCUGUUCACUCGAAGUCCUAAAAUGGAUGGGACGCAGAAUGCAAGAAAGCUACACAGUUUUGGUUAGCGCGUGUGCCAGGAAAUGUGAAAGCUGAAACUACUUUGCUAUACAUUUAAAGAUCUCAGCUUACAUCCGCACAGCAGACGUUUUUUUUCAUACAGGAAAACAAAGAUGUUCGUAACAAGAAUACGGGAGGAAACUCAUGACAGAAAUAUUAUUCCAGAAGCAAGAGGGCACAGAGCUACCAAAACAGUUUGCAUAUGUAUUGCCGUAUGCAUUAUUCUUCUAUAUACAUUUGGAAUUGGCAAUUAUAGCAUUACUCAAAUUGUAUUCAGCUUGACAGUAUUUUUUUUAAGCAUUCCAAGUUGGAAUUUAAUAGUUGGCAUAUGUGAGUUUUCCGAAGAAAUUAAACAUGUGAAUGCCAGGUACAAUGGACACUACCUGAAGGCUUUCAAAGCAAGUUUCAACACAAAAUAUAUGUCUGUUGUGAUUCCAUCUUUUAUUUUGUGCUACAUAUUUUACGAAGAGGAAUAUUUGCCCAAUUUCCCUAGAAAAAUUAGUUUUCUUCUGAUUCUUCUUGCACAUUUUCUGGCAUGGCUCCUUGGAAUUCAGGAAACAUCUCCAGCAGGUAUUUCCAAAAUUAUUGAAAAGAAACAUAUGAAUGUUGCACAUGGGCUUGCAUGGUCCUAUUAUGUGGGAUAUUUGAAGUUUGUUUUACCAGAAUUGAAAAAUUUGGUGAAAAAAUUUAAUGAAGAAAACAAUAACUUACUUAAAUCAUCACAAAUGUGCAAAUUGCAUAUUUUAAUACCAUUAAGUUGCAAGUUAUAUGGUGAUUUAAACGAAGGUGAUGAGAAUAUAACAUUUCUCAAAGAGAUUCCUCCACUUUGCAAGGAUCGUGCUGGCAUUAAAGGGCGUGUUUUCAAAAAUAAUGUAUAUCGCAUUUUGGAUGAAGAACACAGGCCAUAUUACUGCAUUGUGGAAUAUGCUACCCCUUUAGCAUCCUUGCUUCAAAUGUCUGAUAUCGCAAGUGCUGCCUUUAGUGCUGAAGAUCGCAUUCAACAAACAAAACUGUUUUAUCGCACGUUAAAGGAGAUCUUGGAGAACUCACUUGAAUGCCGAAACAGCUUUCGACUAAUAGUUUAUGAUGAUUCCCCUAAAGAUAACAUGUAUCGACCACACAUGUUGUCGACAGAAAUACUGAAACAUCUAAAGCAACAGCAUUCGGAGGAAUAUAAUCUUAAUCAGGAUACCAGAUAAUUUACUUCAAAGUGCUCAACAGAUUUAAAAAUAAAUGUACAGAGUUUAUAUAACAUUAACGUAUUGCUAUAUUAUACUAACAAUAUACUAACAAUACAAACAGCCAAGCUUAGAUCCUGGUAAAAUGAUAUCCCAGCAAACCGACUUCCUGAAAUAUGCCAUCUAUUUUCAAGAAAAUCAUUUAUUUAUU